UGGCCUGACCAUUUCUGCAGGCUAUCUACGACAUCGACUACUCAUUAUGAGGUCCAUUUGUGACAAACUACGUCCGUGUCUGGCAAUUGGUAUUUUGUUCAUCUGUACAGUAUGCGCCAGCGGCACGGUGAGGUUGGCGGGUCCGACCUCGACCAGUUGCUCGGGCCGCGUGGAGGUCUUCCACGGCGGCGCCUGGGGCACGGUGUGCGCCGACUUCUGGAACCUCACCAACGCCCACGUGGUGUGCCGCGAGAUGGGAUGCGGCUCGGCGCUUUCCGUGAGCAAAGCCGAGCUCGACUUUGGCCACGCCACCGGGCAGAUCUGGCUGGACGACGUGCAGUGCACCGGGAAGGAGCUGUCCCUCCUCAAGUGUCCGCACAGGCCCUUCGGCGAGAACGACUGCCUUCACGGAGGAGACGUGGCGGUGGUGUGCUCGGAGCACGUGAGGGUGAGCGACGGCAGCGACCACUGCAACGGCAGAGUGGAGGUCUUCUUCGACGGCCGCUGGAGCAAGGUUUGCGCUGAGCUGGGCCCGCCCGAAGCCAAGGUGCUCUGCCAGGAGAUCAACUGCGGGAAGCCUCGGACGUCCGGCCAAAAGCCGCAUUACGGCCAAUCUCGGGAAACCUCGGCGGUGAAAAGCACCUGCUCGGGCAACGAGACGUCCUUCUCGCAGUGCUCGCACAAAGCCGUCAACGAACAGUGCCCGGACGCCGGCGUGUCCUGCCAAUAUAGCGAACAUCUGCUUCGUCUGGUCAACGGGAGCCACCGCUGCGCGGGCCGAGUGGAGCUCUUGCACCAGGGCCGCUGGGGCCCGGUGUGCGACGACAAAUGGGACAUGGCGGAGGCCACCGUCACGUGCCGCCAGAUGGGCUGCGGGGCCCCGCUGGCAGUCAAGGACAAGGCCUUCUUCGGUACCACCGCCGGCAAUAUCUGGCUGGACGAUUUGGAAUGCACGGGCCAGGAGAAGUCGCUGUCCGAGUGCCCGCACCUAGGAUUCGGCCAUCACGACUGCAGCCCCGACGAGGGCGCCGGCGUCAUAUGUUCAGAAACGCUGCGGCUGAGCAACAGCAGCAGGCGCUGCUCGGGCCGCCUCGAGGUCUUCCACCACGGCGAGUGGGGCAAGCUGUGCCAUCGCGACCUGGGCGCCAAGGAGGUCGCCAUGCUGUGCCGGGAGCUCAACUGCGGAGGGCCGUCCAAAUCCCAAGAGUACUUUGGCGAAAGCCCGCUCAGGAGCUACCGGGGCUCCUGCGGCAAAGACGCCACCUCCUUCUCCCAGUGCAGCGUCCGGGAGAGCGCCGAGGCGUGCCGAGGCUUUUCGCUGUCGUGCGAAGAUCCUCCGACGCUCCGGUUCGUCAACGGCACCGACCGAUGCUCGGGCCGAGUGGAAAUCCAACACAGGAGCGCUUGGGGGACGGUGUGCGACGACCAUUGGGACAUCCGAGACGCUCAAGUGGCGUGCCGGGCCAUGGACUGCGGCACGGCCAUCACGGCCAAAUCGGGCGCCUAUUUCGGAAGAGGCACGGGCUCCGUCUGGCUGGACGACGUGGCGUGCAUCGGCAACGAGUCGUCCUUGACGGACUGUGAGACUAAUAGCCCCUUGGGCCUCAGCAACUGCCAUCACGACGAAGACGCCGGCGUGGUGUGUUCAGCCACCAUCCGACUGAUAAACGGAAGCAACCAGUGUUCGGGUCGGGUGGAGUUCCACCACCAAGGCCACUGGUGGCCCGUCUUCAACGUCCAGUGGGGCUUGCACGAAGCGGUCGUGGUGUGCCGGGAGAUGAAUUGCGGCGAUCCCGUCGAGUAUGCCGGAUCUUUCGGGCAAAGCGGGGAGCACAGCGGCUACACCAUCAGCUGCAGCGGCAGGGAGAAGUCGCUCGAGCAGUGCUCCUUGCGCGAGUCCGUCCGAAACGUCCAAAACCAGGAGGCGUCGGUCCGAUGCUCAGGCAACGUGCGCUUGGCCGGCGGCGUCCACCGCUGCGCCGGGAGGGUGGAGUUCUACGACCAAGGCCGCUGGGGGGACGUGUGCGGCGAAACGUGGGACACCAGCGACGCCCAAGUGGUGUGCAAGCAGCUGGACUGCGGCAAAGCCCUCAACAUCACCACGGCCGCCGAGUACGGCCGCGGCUCGGGGCACGUCUGGAUGAUGCAGAAGGAGUGCAGCGGCACGGAGUCCACCUUGGCGCAGUGCCCGGAAAGCUCCUUGCUGGACGGAUCGUGCAACACCACGUCGCUCGCCGGCGUCAUCUGCUCAGAGAGCUUGGAGGUGCGCUUGGUGCACAGCGAGAGGGAGUGCACGGGGAGAGUGGAGGUCCAGCACGACGGCGCCUGGUACUCGCUGUGCGACACCCACUGGGACCUGGCCAAGGCGGACUUGGUGUGUGAUCGUCUGGAGUGCGGCCGCGUCGUCAGCGUCCACGGCGCCGCCCACUACGGCCAAGGCAGCGGAGCCGUGAUGGAGGCCAGCGACGGCUGUUUCGCCAAUAGCACCUCGCUGCAGCAGUGCUCGCUCAAGGGUUUCGCCCGCUCCACGUGCCAGCACGAUCGUGACGUCGGCGUCUCCUGUGGAGAAAAAGUGCAGCUGGUCGGCGGCUGGAGCAGCUGUUCGGGCCGCUUGGAGGUGUUCCACGCCGGCCGGUGGGGGACGGUGUGCGACGACGAAUGGGAACUGAGCGCCGCCGACGUGGUGUGCCGACAAUUAGGCUGCGGCCACGCCGUGUCGGCGCCCUCCAAUGCGCAUUUUGGCCGAGGCAGCGGCCCCAUCUGGCUGGACGACGUGGUGUGCGGAGGCCAGGAGCUCGCCAUCACGCACUGCAAUCACCUGGGUUUUGGCGACAACAACUGUGGCCACUCUGAGGACGCCGGAGUCAUCUGUUUGGGUGCUCUGUCGAAGCCUCGCAUCGCCGUGAGUCCUUCCAGCCAAGUUCACUGGGGUGAAAAUGUGGAGUUCACCUGCACUAUCCUGACGGAGCACCAAGGCGGCACCUUCCUGCUGAAAAAGUUACAGGACUCCUUCAAGCUCCAAAAGUAUAGCGAGAACGAGGCGGCCACCUUCAGCCUGUCCAGAGUCAACUCCAGUCACCAGGGCUCCUACUUCUGCGAGUAUCAAAAGAAAGUGCCUGCUAACAUCAUCUACUUCCCUCAAGGAGAUCCCGUGGAGCUCGACGUCAAAGUGGAGCUGGAGAAGCCGCAAAUCUCCAUGACCACCUUCCAGGUGAUGGUGGUCUACAGUCCCCGGGAGAUGUCGGUCACACGGGGCAGCAGCUUCUCCGUCACGUGCUCUGUGCAUUCUCUGUACUCCCGCGGCACGUUCUACCUGAAGAACACCGACACCAACGUCACCAGCGCCAAGGCGGCUUUCGGACGCACCCUUUUCUACGUGGCCGUCUUUGAAUUCCCCGACAUUGAGGACGAGGACCGAGGAGCUUACGUCUGCCUCUACGCCGUCAACUUCUCCUCCAAUGCUUUUUGGUCCACUCCCUCCACCUCGCUUUAUAUCAACGUCGUGGCGGCUUCGUCGUCAUCGCUGGUGCCGGGAAUUGUCAGCGGAUUGCUUUUGCUGCUGCUAGUUGUCACUGUGGGUUAUCUGCUCUGGAGAAGAAGGAGGCAGCAUGCCGGCCCCUCCAUUCGAUUCGGAGCCAUGAAAUCCGCCUCGGAAGACACGAGCGAUCGACGGUUCGAGGGCAGGCAUCGCAGCGAGAUGAAGAAAGCCCAACAGAGAAUAUUUAUGGUCCUCGAUGGGAAGGGGAUCCCCUAUGAGAUGGUGGACAUUGCGGCGAGUGACAAAGCCAAAGAAUCGAUGAGGUCAAUUGCUGGGAACCCGACUGCACUGCCCCCGCAAAUAAGCAACGGGAACACGUACUGCGGAGACUUCUCCGCAUUCGAAUCGGCAAUUGAGAAUGAAGCACUGGAAGCUUUUCUCAAACUCUGAGAGGAGACUCCACCAUUAUAUGAAUGAUGUCUUUGUUGUGUCAGAUGUUUAAUUUGGCUCCUUCAUGACACAAAUCAAUAAAGAAAAAUGAAAAGUAA
This is a messenger RNA of Syngnathus typhle (broad-nosed pipefish), 4026 nucleotides long. Its product is annotated as scavenger receptor cysteine-rich type 1 protein M130-like. Bases 47 to 3928 code for a protein of 1293 amino acids. Gene Ontology annotation, cellular component: membrane. The transcript is spliced from 18 exons. The record is from RefSeq and is a predicted model, not a curated record. NCBI's taxonomy places the organism in Eukaryota, Metazoa, Chordata, Actinopteri, Syngnathiformes, Syngnathidae.